UUAGUAUAUGUGAUGUAACAGAAUUAAAAUUAUAAACACUUUUUUAAUGAACAUUCCAACUUAAAAAUGUGCAAGAGUAAGAGGAAGUUGGCGGAAAAUUCGUAAACAUUCCCACCUUUACGUAAAUGCUUUUUAGUUACUAAAGUUUGAAACACUGGAAUUAGGAAAUCAGUCUUAGCCGUCGUCGCCGUCGUCACCGUCGUUGAUAGUAUCAUGAUAAAUUGCGGUGUUCUGUUAAGUAAAAAAGGAUAUCAGUUUAUUCAUAUUUUGUAUAUCCUUUAUAAAGCACGCAUGGUUAGCAACUUCGGAUAAUUCUGGAUUCCUAAAACAGGAAAAAAGUGUACAUGUGUGUGUCCGCGUUUGUUUUUGCAUGUGAGGUUGACGCAAAAAAUAAAUAAAACAAAAAAAAAAAAGAAAAAUUAAUUUAAUAUGAACCCAUCGACAACCUGUUUAGCCAGCACCUUUAAUGUUGACGAAAAAUCCAUUGCUCCAAAAGCAAUGCCUGUGUCGGUAUUGGCGAUGGCUGGACAAAAGUUACAAGAUACGGGCAACAUCUCGCGCGAAGAUUUUGAUGAUCCAGUCAGUUUAGAUGAAAUCAUAAAUGGCUUAUUUUUAGGCAACUUAACAGCAGCGACUCAUAUGGAAACGUUAAAAAAUUUUAAUAUUACACACAUUCUUACAUUAGACUCGGUGCCAUUGCCAAAACAUAUAACCGAAGCUUCCUUUUUAACCACAAAGUUCAUACAAAUUGCUGAUAUGCCGAAAGAAGACGUUCUCCAUCAUUUAGAUUCAUGUGUUGAAUUUAUUAGCUCUGCUCGGAUUACUGGUCAUAAUAUUCUCGUUCAUUGUUAUUUUGGUGUAAGUCGUAGUUCUACGGCUGUUAUAGCUUACAUCAUGAAAUCGCAUAACUUAGAUUACCAGACUGCUUUCGAACUAGUUAAAUCGAAGAGACGCUUUGUUCAGCCUAAUGUGGGUUUUGCAGCACAAUUGAAGUUAUGGCGUCGCAUGGGCUGCACAAUUGAUAAUCAUUAUCAGAAAUAUAAAAUCUAUCGUUUGCGCUUAGCAGGUGAACAAGUGCGUAAAGCUAAAAUUCUUCCACAAAGCUUUAGCAAUAUAAUUAAAUCUGAUCCAGCUAUAACGCAAGAGAAUCCUGAACCUAUAGUUUAUCGUUGUCGUAAAUGUCGACGUGUCUUGGCUUCCAAAUCUCAUGUGCUUACGCAUAUGCCAAAAAUCCAAAUUAGCUCAAGUACAAACGGUACAAAUAAUGUGACAGAUAAUCAAAAGCAAUCAGCCAAACUAAUGGAACAAAUUCCAACACAAGCACGUAAAGUAUCUUUAACAGCAACAUCGACAUCCAACUCAAAUGGCCAGCUAUCGGUGAUGGCAUCGCCAGAAAGGAUUGACCUUAACAAAUCUAUAGAGCAUUGUCAGAAUAUAUUAUUUGUAGAGCCGAUUGCUUGGAUGAGGCAUAUCGUUACUAGUACGCAGGGCAAGUUAAAUUGCCCUAAAUGCGAACAGAAAUUGGGUAAUUUUAGUUGGAUUAACGGUAGGAUGCCAGUGUCCAUGUGGCGAAGAAGUCUCACCAGCUUUUUACUUAAUACCCUCCAAAGUAGAACUUUCAAAGGCUGUUCAAAAUGUGCAAACUACUCUAUAGAUACGUGUAUUAUAUAUAUAUAUACUAUAAAGGCAUACAUACAUACAUACAUGCAUACAUACAUUUAUAACUAUUGAUAUGUUCAUAUUAACACAUACUAUACGUAUUUAACUAAGUCAACGUUGUUUGUGUGUUUAGUUAGGAAUCAAUGUUAUUUAUUAUAAAUGUAAUU
Molecule: messenger RNA, 1826 nt
Organism: Glossina fuscipes
Lineage: Eukaryota; Metazoa; Arthropoda; Insecta; Diptera; Glossinidae
Gene: MKP-4
Product: dual specificity protein phosphatase MPK-4
Exons: 6
Coding region: 430-1731 (433 amino acids)
Biological process (GO): protein dephosphorylation
Cellular component (GO): nucleus
Molecular function (GO): protein tyrosine/serine/threonine phosphatase activity
Source: RefSeq, a predicted model, not a curated record